Apiotrichum porosum is the source of this 2238-nucleotide messenger RNA. RefSeq lists its product as uncharacterized. Gene Ontology annotation, biological process: negative regulation of fatty acid biosynthetic process. The transcript is spliced from 5 exons. The record is from RefSeq and is a predicted model, not a curated record. Gene Ontology annotation, cellular component: Cul4-RING E3 ubiquitin ligase complex; cytoplasm. Gene Ontology annotation, molecular function: protein binding. Bases 1 to 2238 code for a protein of 745 amino acids. Lineage: Eukaryota; Fungi; Basidiomycota; Tremellomycetes; Trichosporonales; Trichosporonaceae.
AUGCGUCACGGCCGACACAGUCUAUUGCCUCUCCCUUCAACGCUUACGGGCCAGCGGGAUACGGAUUCCCGCCGGCACGCGUUCAGCGCCGAUGCGUGGGCGCGGUUGGACCAGGUGCAGGAGUUGGGAGACGACGGCGAGGCGCAUACUGGCUGCGUAAACGCACUGUCGUGGAGUGACGAUGGCAACAUUCUGUUGUCUGGGUCGGAUGACAAGAGGAUCUGCAUCUGGACACCGGACACCCGCCCCACCUCGGCCCUUCCAGACGUCCCGCUCCACGCCUCGCCUCACCCGUUGAAGCUCCGCGACACGAUCGUGACGGGCCACCGGGCCAACAUCUUCUCGGCUCGCUUCCUCCCACACACGAACACAAUCGUCACUUGCGCGGGUGACUGGGAAGUGCGAGUGUUUGAUCUCCAGCGCCUGACACAGGCGAGCGCGCACACUAUCAGUGUGCGGGCGAGAGGCGCGCUGUGGGGCGUCGAGGGGCCUGGUGUACGCGUCCUUCGCUGUCAUACCGACAGGACUAAACGCAUUGCGACCGAGGCAAGUCCCCACAUCUUCCUCACGGUCAGCGAGGACGGCACCGUGCGGCAGCACGAUCUCCGACGACCUCACCGCUGCACUCCUGAAUGCCCCGACCCCAUCUUCCGCGCACCGAAAGAUGUCGACCUGUACUCUCUCUCCGUCUCGGCCCUUGCACCACACACGUUCGCCGUUGCGGGGCAGACGGACGUGGCGUACAUUUGUGACCGCCGCAAACCCGAGCUCCAGACCCCCGGGUGGGGAGCACACACAAAGCGCGCUACGCAGGUGCACUGUGUCCGCCGGCUGGGGUUGAGCGAGGAGGAAUGGACGACUGUGGCGCCCGUUAACAGGCGACACAGCGAACGACACAUUACGUGUGUCAAGAUCAGUCCCGAUCACCCUGAUGAGGUGGUGUGCGCAUUCGCGAUGCACUCGACCUCGAUCUUCUCCCUCAACGACUCGCCGGUGGACCGUGGGAUGGCUCUGGGACCGACCAGCAUCGUGCCUCCGAACGGUCCCACCCGCACCCGUCUCAACCCCACUGCUGCACAAGCCCUCAACCCCAACCCCAACCCCGAGCCCACCUCGCCAAGCAGCCGUGCGCAAGGGUCAAGCCACACUCCACCGCACCAGCACGAGGCCGAGGCUGAGAGCGGCUCGAGCCCCCGAUGGGCUCCCAAGAGACGACUCUCGGUACGCUCUUCGCACUCUGCGUCCAGUCGACCGGGGUCACGAGCACGGGUCAAUGCCAGCGAAACUGCUGUGGCGUCUUCCUCUGGCAGCUCACCCAUUGCGUCGAGCUCGCCGACGGGACUGGUCGCUGUGGAGGAUGACGGUGAGGAGAUGGCCGUCGAGGAGGACGAGGACGAGGACAGUGAGGAUGAUCGGCGGGAACUGCGCAUGGAGGAAGACGACGACUCUGACUCGGGAGAAGAGAUCGACAUUGAACAGUUCCUCCGCCGGGCCGCGGCCGACGAGGAGGAAGGCUUUGGCACCGGAAGUCUGGGCCUGCGGGCCGAGGACUUUGAAGUAGACGACGACGAUGAUGAUGACGACUUUGGCGACGACGAUGAUGACGACGACGACGAUGAGGAUGAGGACCAAAUAUGGUCUGUUCCUCGGGGCGCCCGUUCCCAAGAGGGCCGCUUCAAGUCUGUCGAUCUCAUCCAGCCCCGCCGUUCAUUCAAAGGAGCGCGCAACUCUGAAACUGUCAAGGACUGCAAUUUCCUCGGCGUGGGCUCGGACAAGGUCGCGUCGGGCAGUGACGAUGGCAACUUCUUCGUAUGGGAUAAGGAGACUGGCCGUCUGGAGGGCAUCUGGGAAGGCGACCGUGACAUUGUCAACGUCAUGGAACAGCACCCCACCCUCCCACUCAUCGCCGUCAGCGGUAUCGACAACACGGUCAAAAUGUUUGCGCCUACACCCAGCCGCACGGCUGACAACCCCUCGGCCACGUCUGGAGGCUUUACAAUGUGCCGUACCGCCGAAGCGGACCAGAUCAUUGCACGUAAUGCCAACCCGAGGCGACACAGCUUUGCGCCCAUGGGCGAGCCGAACGCGCUUCAGUUCUUGAGCCAGAUUCUCGCAGCGAGGAGGACAGCCAACCCGGCCAUGACCGAUCGCGCCAACUUGCUCGAUUUCUUCAGAGCCGUCGCUGCGGACCCCGAGGAGGAUCCGCCAGCCGGCGCCGGCGAGUGUCAGACACAGUGA